AAAGGGGUUAGAUUCUACUUCUGGUAAUAUAGGAAAAUGGAUUCCUAGAUUUCUUUUUAGUAAACUCGAAUUUCUGCUAAUUAAGGAUGCUUUUGCUAAAUUUUCAUGAAGGUUUCCUGUGAAGGAAUGGAAAUCGAUCGUCUUGAGCUGCAGCCUACACAGUCGCAAGAUGAUACCAACCGUUUUUGGCGAGAAGAGAGGGAAGAUGGUGCUGUAUAUCAUGCCUACUUAAAAAAGGUUACUUAUUUAUCACAAGCUCGGCUGGAAGAUGAAAAUGAGAGAAACAGUGAGUUUUCCCAUCUCAUGUGGGAGACCCAUAAAGUACGGGUCAUCCGUGCUGGCACCCUGGCCAAGCUAGUUGAAAGCCUUACAAACAGCAGAGGAGAGAUGGAUUCUAGCUAUGUGAAUAUCUUCCUGGCCACGUACCGGACAUUUGCCACCCCCCGCCAGGUGCUGGACACUUUAAUAGAAAGGUACAAAUUUGUUAGGUCCCAGACUAAAGCUGAUAAAACAGAACUUUGUGAAAAUCUACUCAGAGCCCUUAAAUCUGUGAUAUUUGUGUGGUUGGACUCAUACCCUGAAGAUUUUCAUGACACACCUGAAUACACCUGCCUUCUGGAGCUACAAAGGUUUGCUGUGGAUAGCGCAGCAGGCAGCGGCAUUGAUGUGAAGGUGAAAGAGAAAUUGCAGGCUUUUCGAGCUGAGGAUGCAGAAUUCACAGCUCGACAAUUGGAACUCUCGUUUUCUUUGUCUGAUGGAGGUCACCCUGCAGAUACAGAUAGUAGCAAAUCAUUGGCUUUGUUAGAAAUAUCAUGUAGAAAAAUUGCUGAACAGCUGACAUUUAAAGAUGCGGAUUUGUUUCGUAAAGUUAUUCCGCACCAUUGUUUGGGGGCAGUGUGGUCAAAAAGAGACAAAGAAAGUCAAAACAAUGCACCUAGCAUACAGGCCACCAUUCAACAGUUUAACAAUGUUUCUCUGCGGGUAAUAGCCACUGUGUUAAAAACUAGGGAAUUGAAAACCUCACAGAGGGCUAAGGUGAUUCAGAAAUGGAUUUUAAUAGCACAGGAUCUGCGUGAGUUAAAGAACUUUUCAUCACUGAAGGCAAUUAUCACAGGGCUUCAAUCACAUCCUGUCUACCGUCUAAGAAAGACAUGGACAGCUUUAUCAAAAGAUGCAAUGGUCUUAUUUGAAGAGCUGAGUGAAAUUUUUUCUGUGGAAAAUAACCAAAUCAAUUCCAGAGAAUUGUUAAUGAAGGAAGCCACAGCCAAAUUUCCAGAUCUUGAUUCACAGAGUAAAACAUUGAAGAGAAAAAAUUUACAAAAAAGGCGCUCCUGGAUUGACAAUGGUAUUGUACAAGGUACUGUACCAUACCUGGGCACAUUCCUGACUGACCUGACCAUGAUAGACACUGCCCUGCCGGACACCAUAGAGGAUGGCCUCAUCAACUUUGAGAAGCGGCGCAAGGAGUUUGAGGUCCUGGCCCAGCUCAAGCUCCUACAGUCUGCAGCAUCCAUCUACACCAUGACAGAGGACAAUUGCUUUUGGAGGUGGUUCAACUCUAUCAGAACCUACUCUGAUCUUGAGAGUCAUGAAAUGUCAUGUUCCCUGGAACCUCCAUCAGAAAGCUCUGCUAAAAUCAAGAAAAAAUCUGCCAGUAUAAGUGGACCACAUCUGAAGAGGAGGUUGUCUGCUGCUAAGCUAUACGCAUGCUUUGCGUGUAGGUCAAGGUUCUCUGAACCUAACAUUUCCUCCUCCAGCAAGGAGGAGGGGAGAGUUCCUUAUCCCCAAAGAGAUGGCCUGGGUACAAAACCUACCAGGGCAGACAGUACCAAGCUGGGGUUGUUUGCCUGUGGUCUUGAAGACCGCAACAGUAUUGCCAGUAUUCCUGAUACAAUCGCUGCCUCUGUAGGACCAUUACUCUCACAUUCAUCAUCGACGUCAUCUGUGAUAUCAUCUGAUAGUGACACCCCAUCAUCUCAGACACCCUUCAAAUCAUCAGACUCCUAUGUUAUAAAAGUUUCCCUAGACUCAAGUCAGAAUGAUACCACACAUGUGUACAAGAGCAUCAUGCUAAUGAACAGUGACCACACCCACACAGUGAUAGAGAAGAUACUGGAGAAGUAUGCCAUAGAGGCCCAGGCAGAUAACUAUUGUCUGUUACAGAUUUUACCUGAUGGAGAGCUUUUAAUUCCAGACCGUGCCAAUGUUUUUUAUGCCUUGAAUAAUUCUGUUGAGUUAAAUUUCAUUCUUCGCACAAGGCAAGAAUACGAAACAAUAAAAGAGAAGAAGAAAGGUGCUAGGCGGCGGCCCAAAAAACUAACUAUAUGACUGCCCGCUGUUGUUCCCUCUCCUCCCACCUAUCUACAGAGGUGAUGACUGUUAUUUAUAGACUGUAGGCUGCCGACAAAUAGGUCAACUGGUACACGAGUUCAUGCGUGGUGUGAGUAGGUGGAUGUAUCUAGUUGGCUUAGGCUUAUUUUCUAGUGCUUUACAAGGGCAAUUACUGCGUGAAUGAGUGACUUCCCUUAAGUGGAUUGAAGAUGUAUACAUUUUAUUUUAAACAUCCACUGUUUAUGUGUACAUAAAGCAGGCUGCAAACUAUUUUAAAGUAAGGUGUCUUUGUGCUUACAUGAUUAUACAUACACUCAUCUCUUAAACCUGAAAUACAUGGGACUUUUAGUUGUAAGAAAGUUUACUUUGCAAACUUUUAAUCAGUUUUAUAAAUAUUUCACAUUAGAAAUGUGGAAGAAAAUAUUAGAAAGAUUAUCAGGUUUAUUUUCAAAAUUGAAAUUACAGAAUAGUAAGAUACAUUUUUAUAAACAUCAUCAUGGUAUUAAUCCUUCUCACUGAUCCCCAGGGUAUGAUUUUACUACAAAAAAAUGUAAACUUUAUUUUCUGAUAUUUCUGGCGAUUUCUGUGGUGCUUACUAAGACAUUCAUUGUGUGUUAAUUGGUGGAGAACGACAGCAAUAUUUUUAGUUAUUAGAGUAGCCUGGUCUGUGCCUCUGCCUGUCAGAGGGUCCAUGGUAUAAUAAUAUUUUUAGAAACCUUGUGUUUGACUAGUUUACAAUGAAAUAUACAUACAACAUAUAUAUAAGCACAAAUAUUUAUUCAAAGGUGUGAAGGACUGGUUGGUGGUUUCAUGUUGGCUGUAACUAUGUCCAUUAUUUAUGCUUUUUAUAGCAUCAAAACUUUCUGUUUUCUGUGUGGGGUGUUGUUUUUUUUUUAAUUCUUCAACUUCAAUGCAAUUAUUUAUUUUUAUGUAUCACAUUAUCUAAGUUAUAGAAUUUAUAGCAGGGCUAUUGUGGCAUCUUCACUUGUAAAUUCUGACAUAUUUAAAUAUGAAUUGGAAGAAUGGCAAUCCAUUUGUAAAAAAAUAAUAAUUUAACUGCGUGUUGUCUCCCUUUGAUAUAUAAUCCCUCUUAAAUUCUUUCUUUCCCAUAUCCAAUCUUUAGUCUUUUAUUAUUACAAUGUAAUUACAAUUUUUAGUCUUCAGCAGGUUUUAAUCUAACUCAUAUUUAGAUUUUAAAAGUUAGCACUUAACAAUGUGGUCUAUGACUAGCUCAGCUGUUUACAUCCCAGAUGAUCCUUUUUUUUUCCGAUGGCAGCCAGUUUUGCUUGAUUGGAUUUCAGCAGUAAAUCUUGUUGUUAUUUCUUGGUAUCUAGGGUGUAAUCAAGUUAUUUUAGCUACUUGUGUAAGUUUUAUCAACAUCACACAUUUAUACUUAUAGGUGCUGGAGUAGAAAAAUUUUCCGACACUCCCUACAAGUUCUUGAUGUACAAAUAAAACCAUUUCAGAUAUACUUUUAUUCUGUGGGUUUUUCUAAAUCAGCGUUUCAUAAUUCCUUACAGCAGUUCUCUUCUCACAGAAUUUCUUCUUUUUUUUUUCAUAAACUAAAAAAUGUUUGACAAUAACCAUCUUAACCUUAUUGAAAGAUUACUUUAAAAAAUAAAAUUUGCAAAUUAAUUUAACUGAUCCAUAUCAGUUAACUGGCCCCUGACUUGACAAUCAGGGUAUUUAUAAAAAGAAUAACCAAUAUUUUAAAGAUGAUGAUAGUAUUUUACAUUAAAGAAUACUGAGAAACUCUUUUAACCAAAAUAAACAUUUGAUACCAAUAUACUUUUUAGUAAAUUUUAAUUACGUCAGGUUUAAGAAGGUUUUUUUUUAAAAGCAGCAAGCACAAAAGUCUUUUUUCUUCUUAUUACCUGUUCUGUUGACUGGGAAGGGUAUUUUUUUUUAUGAAAUAUAUUUUCUAUUUGAUUUUUCUAUCUGUUGUACACAUUUGAUAUGUUGAGAUUUUUAAUUCACUAUUUUUUAUCCAAAUAUUUACACAACUGUUUAUCAAAGACUUGACAGUAAAAUGUUUUAUCAUUUUAAAACCAGUAACCAGUGCUUUAGCUGGGAUAUGUUGUAGUUCCAUGGCUGAUUGGUUUGUUGCUUAUAAUUUUUUUCUUUUUUUCCUUCGUAAUUCUUACUUCACAGAAAAAAACCUGAAUUGGAGUUAAAUUUUAAAAAAAAUGUAUUAAAAAACUAACAUUAAUUUUCAUUAACUGUGAUUUUAUUUAUAUG
This is a messenger RNA of Physella acuta, 4569 nucleotides long. RefSeq names its product ral guanine nucleotide dissociation stimulator-like 1. Gene Ontology annotation, biological process: Ras protein signal transduction. Gene Ontology annotation, molecular function: guanyl-nucleotide exchange factor activity. The record is from RefSeq and is a predicted model, not a curated record. Gene Ontology annotation, cellular component: plasma membrane. NCBI's taxonomy places the organism in Eukaryota, Metazoa, Mollusca, Gastropoda, Physidae.